UCUAUGUUGAAAUACUACUACGAGUCUACGACCAAUAUGGUAAUGAAAAUUCUGACACCUUUGAUAAUUAUCAAACGUUUUAUCCAACCGCAUAAAGAGAACACGAUAUGGACAAAAAGGGUAGUUCUUUUCUCUCUUUUAAUCAAUGAACACUGAACAUGCUUUUGACUUUUGGGGUACAUAAAUUUACCCACAGUCACAAUUCAUUAUUCACAUUAUUAUCCGUUAGUUCCUUCUCAUUCUAAAUUCAUUAGUACUACUAUCUUCUUCUCUAUGUUCUUCACUCUUCUGACCUCCUUUGGAACCUAUAAUUAGGGGUGGACAAGAACCGUUCACCCGGCCAAAUCCGCCGGUAACCGAAAAAGAAAACCGAAAUGGGCGGGUUCAAACGGUCUAUCGGAUCAGUGAUUGAAAUAUAGCAGUUUUAAUUGGGUUUAUAUGGGCGGGUCGAGUUCAAAAUUCUGAACCGCGGAUACCCUAACCCGCCCAAUUGAGAUACCCUCCUAGGGUUUUCCAGCAGCCAAAUUUCAUUCUGUUCUCUCACUCACACCCAAUACCAGUAAGCAUUUUUUUGUUUUCUCACUCACAGCCGCACCUCCAUGAAAAUAUUCUAGCUUCAAUUCUCAACAUCAUUCCACCACCAUCAUUCACCACCCACCACCUUCAACUCUCACCAUUCACCGCCCAAUUUUCAAUCCACGCGCCACUUUCGGUUUCCGCUGCUUCCACACCUCAGCUCAUCUUCCAACGCUUCGUGGCUCGCCGCUCUUUUCCGCCAACACACUCACCGCUAAUUCCGUUCCGAUAUAAAAAUCAAAAUAUUGCAGUUAAAAUUAUCAACAAGGGAGAAACACCAGAAGAGAUUUCAAGGAGAGAGGCUCGGUUUGGUAGAGAGGUUGCAAUGCUAUCGAAAGUUCAACACAAAAAUUUAGUCAGGUUUAUCGGGGCCUGCAAAGAACCUGUGAUGGUUAUAGUAACUGAACUUCUAUUAGGUGGAACAUUACGUAAGUAUCUCUUGAGUAAGUAUCUCUGAAUUGUUCUUUAUUCUCUGCAGGUUGGUGUUGUUUCUGAUUAUGACUUGUCUAAAGCAAAGUAAGAGCUUGCACCAUUUAUUGCUUUUUUUCAUACUUUAAGUGCUUUUCUUAGGACCUUUCAAAUUGUUUUUACAAAUUAUCUUGUUGAACUUAUAAUUAAAAGUAAAUUAUGUUGAUUAAUAAGUUGAAGUAAUUUAUCCAAACAUUCUUAAGUCAUUGUAGAAAUUCAGUGCAUUUCAUUUUCAACUCAAAUAGCUAUCAUCUAUUUUCAUGUUAUUUUAUCUGUUAAUGACUUUUUUCAAAUAGCCAAUUUUUACUUGAUUUCUAUUUUAAAUUUUGCAACCUGCUUUUCCUUCAAUUAUGUUGAUUAUGGCUCCGUCAUUUUUCAGUGAUGGGUCAGCCUAAUCAAACUAUACCUACUCAAUCUGUCAUGAAUGAAGUUGGUUCAACAACAACAACUGAAGUUGUUGGAGCAGAAUUAGUUAAUACCCAACCUACAAAGAAGAGGAAAGCUAGUGCAAGUGGUUCUAGGCAAUCAUCUGCUUGUUGGGAGCACUUUAUUAGAUUACCAGAUGACUUAGUUGAUACACCAACUGCAGCUUGUAAACACUGCCACAAAAAAUACCUAUGUGACCCUAGGACUCAUGGCACCACCAACAUGAACCAUCACAUUCUAAAAUGUGCAAAGAAGCCUAGAACCAUUGAUCCCACCCAAACUAUUCUGACAUACCCCUCUGCAGAAGGAUCUAGUUUGGGUCAUGUUAGCUCCAAAUUUGACAAGCAAGCUUGUAGAAAAGCUUUGUCAAUUUUUGUGGUUCUAGAUGAAAAACCAUUUAGUGCAGUUGAGGGGGAAGGUUUUAAGUACUAUUCUAAAGUAAUGCAGCCCCAAUUUACUCUCCCAUCUAGGCGUACAGUAGCUAGAGACUGUUUUCAGCUACACUUGGAUGAGAAACAAAAACUAAAAGCCUUCUUUAAGUCUGACUGCAAUAGAGUAGCACUUACUACUGAUUGUUGGACUUCUAUCCAAAAUCAAAACUACUUAACCCUUACGGCACACUUUGUGGAUAACGAAUGGAACUAUCAAAAGAGAAUUUUAAGCUUCACAGUUAUUCCAAACCACAAGGGUGAUACGGUAGGUAGGAAGAUUGAAGAGGUGUUAAGGGAUUGGGGAAUUAGGAAUGUGUCUACCAUAACUGUUGAUAAUGCAACUUCAAAUGAUGUAGCUGUAGCAUAUUUGCAUAGAAAAAUAUCAACUAUGAAUGGGAUGAUGGGGGAUGGAAAAUGUUUUCAUAUGAGGUGCGCUGCUCACAUAUUGAAUUUGGUGGUAAAUGAGGGUUUGAAAGAUAAGCAUUUGUCUAUUACUAGUGGUAGGGAUGCUGUUAGAUUUUUCAAGUCCUCACCUCAUAGGGCAGCCAAGUUUAAAGAGUGCAUUGAAUUUGCUGGAAUAACUUGUAAAAAACUAGUAUGUCUCGAUGUUUCAACUCGUUGGAACGCGACAUAUUUGAUGCUUGAGGCUGCAGAGAACUUUCAAGCUGCUUUUGAUAAGCUUGAGUAUGAAGAGUCGAGCUAUAGGGAGUUCUUUGGAAAAGGUAGUCCUUCUAGUAGUGAUGAUUGGGACAUUGUUAGAGCUUUCAUCUCUUUUUUAAAGUUAUUCUAUGAAGCAACUAAUGUUUUUUCCACCUCUCAAAGUGUGAGUUUGCAUAGUGCUUUUCACCAAGUGUCUGCGAUCUAUUGUGAGCUGAAGCAAGCUACUAUGAACUUGAAUGGUGUUUUUGCAAGUGUGGGUGGGGACAUGAUGGAAAAGUAUAAUAUCUGUGUCUUAGUUUGGUGA
Messenger RNA from Lathyrus oleraceus (garden pea), 2865 nucleotides. Its product is annotated as zinc finger BED domain-containing protein RICESLEEPER 2. Bases 1426 to 2865 code for a protein of 479 amino acids. Gene Ontology annotation, molecular function: DNA binding. NCBI's taxonomy places the organism in Eukaryota, Viridiplantae, Streptophyta, Magnoliopsida, Fabales, Fabaceae. The transcript is spliced from 3 exons. The record is from RefSeq and is a predicted model, not a curated record.